Molecule: messenger RNA, 654 nt
Organism: Hyaloscypha bicolor E
Lineage: Eukaryota; Fungi; Ascomycota; Leotiomycetes; Helotiales; Hyaloscyphaceae
Exons: 1
Coding region: 1-417 (138 amino acids)
Source: RefSeq, a predicted model, not a curated record
AUGGAGAAUGUGACAGGAAAGAAAGCAAUGGAGCCACCAAAGUAUCGAGUCGAUGGCUUCACGACCAGCUCCGAAGGCGAAACCAGCGAGUCCGUCCUCCUUGACGUGCGCCUACAUGCUAAACGCCUGCACAUUCAUAUUUCACCGUCCAACUUUCGCAACUCCCCUUCUACAGUCAAGGAGUUCUACCAGUACUUUCAAGUAGCCCUCACGGGACUGGACGCCAUAGAUAAUGAUCUUAUUCACGACUUCUUCGACUGGGCUGUUCGUCCUUUCUUGUCAGUAUUCCAAAAUCAGGCACCGGGACCCCGAGACAUUAGCAAAGGAACAGUAACGCUUCAAGAUCUCUUAUACGCCGAGUUGUACGACUGCGAACUUGGCGCUAUCGAUGGCAAAUAUGGUCGCAGGACAAAUUGAGCGGCGGGAGAUCGAGAAAGCCUUACUCCGUCUGAUAUUAUUGAUGACCUCGUCCAGGUGACAGGUAAAUUUCAGUCGGUAAAUGCGUCCCAUGUAUCUGGAACAGGCGGUUGAGGAGCCCGACAUUCAACCAAAUCAGGUCCGCGUGGAGGUGGAUGACCAAAUAUUCUUCUUCAAGUCUACAGAGCACAUAGGCUACGAGCGCGCGUUAAAAGAAGCCAGGAAAUUCCUCACGAG